AUGCUCCCAACAAAACGCCUGGCCCAAGGGGGCUUUUUCAGACGUAGUGCUGACGAAAUUGGUCGCCUAUCUAAAAUUGCUUGGAACACAGAAGCCCUCUCCACACCCACGAAGCCGUUCUCGAUUCUAAACUUUGAAGAUGAAAGCACAGUCACAAGCUGCAAGACCAUGGCCGACCGUGCCGUAGGAGGGUUCAGCACCGCCAGCUUAGACUUCGAGUCAGCAGACCCUUCAACCAACACACCGGCGCACGCGCGGUUCCAUGGCACCAUCUCAACUAAACUCCCCGACAGCUGGCGAGUCGAAAGGACUGGCUACGCCGCCUUCCGCAAUCAAGACAGAGGCCUUUGGCUUUUCGGUCGCCUAUUUUGGGAUGUCGAUCCAUACGCGUAUUUGGCCUUACGAAUCAAAUCCGAUGGUCGACGAUACACCGUUAACGUUCAGAGUGACUCCAUUGUCGACACGGAUAUCCACCAGCACAGGCUAUACACGAAACACCACCGCGUGCGCGACACUGUAGCUCAUAAUGACGACCCUGAGGCAGUAGACGAGCUCUACCCCGAAGGGGCUGUGCCGGCCGCCUUAUCUGACGUACCGCCCCAAUCCACAAUCCUGUCGUCAUCGACUAGUACGACGACAUCUGGGGGAACGGGAUGGGAGACUGUUCUAUUGCCGUUUAACUCUUUUGUGCGCACAAACUUUGGUUACGUGAUCGAACCACAGACAUCGCUCAUGCGCCAGCGCAUUAAGAGUAUUGGUAUUGGCUUGACGGAUCGGGUUGAGGGACCGUUUGAUUUGCGCAUUCACAAGAUUUGGGCAACUAAUGGGAUGAGCGAGGCUGAACAUGCGGAGGAGCUGCAGAUUUGUGGUGCGGAUGCCUUGCCUAUCGAUGAGGGUGUUCGAACAGGCUGGGUUGUAGAGCCUGCGCCAAAGCUCGAGAAGGAGCAACCACAACAGAGCCCUAAGGACAAGGGGCUUAAGGGGUUGAAGGGGGAGUGGGAUGAGUGA
Molecule: messenger RNA, 1008 nt
Organism: Penicillium nucicola
Lineage: Eukaryota; Fungi; Ascomycota; Eurotiomycetes; Eurotiales; Aspergillaceae
Product: CIA30 family protein
Exons: 3
Coding region: 1-1008 (335 amino acids)
Biological process (GO): mitochondrial respiratory chain complex I assembly; mitochondrial electron transport, NADH to ubiquinone
Cellular component (GO): mitochondrion
Source: RefSeq, a predicted model, not a curated record